AUGACUACUUCCUUAUUUGCAUGCGCUACAAAAAAUCCCCAACUUUCGCCGUUGGACCAGGAGGCAUACUUUAGGGAUGAAUUGAUUCUUAUUCGUCACGGUGAGCGGCAAGACCACGCUGACCACGGAUGGAAGGGCAAUCAUUUUCUUUCUAUGCAGGAUCCCCCUCUAUCAAAUGCAGGGCGGAUGCAAUCCUUUGAAGUUGCUCUCAGGUAUUACGCCUUACAGAAGGAGAAAACUGUUGAGCAACGCAUUCGGGGUAGAGUUUCCUUUUUCCUUGUGUCUCCAUUUCAUCGAUGCAUAGAAACAGCAUUGAUAUUAAAUGUUGUAGCAUUCCAGGGGUCCUUGGGCCUGUUCAUUAGUCCACAGCUCUCAGACUGGCAGCAAUCUAGAGUUUUUCGCUCACCACCAGUCUUAAGCGGGCGAUACAUGAUGUCUCAAACCAACGAGGAUGACAGCGAAGAGGACAGAAGGCUUCUGUUUUUCUAUCCUCAGGUUAAUGCUCUACGUGCUUCUCUUUUACCUUUUCUACAAACGCGCGCAGAAGAAGUUUUGAAAGAGAAGACUGCCGAUGGAAUAUUGGUUUAUCCUGAAAUCGCCCGAGAGUGGGCCCGGACACUCGAAACGUGGCUAGAUGAUCACCUGGCCCUGCCGGUCUGGACACAUAGUGUCUAUCAGAGUUUUAUUCUUGACAAAAUCGAGGUUUCCAACCCACAACGCAGCGAAGGCAACCAUCCUUCAACGACGACUUCGUUUUCCACAUUAAAACCGGAUACUUGCUCAAGGCGAUCAUCGGAUUAUUUUGGAUGUGGUGUGAAACAUCCCGAACGAAGGGCGGAUCUUCUGAAACGUUGCCAGGAGAUAGUUGAGACAUAUUUUUUAAAUAGCGAGUCAUCGGUUUGUACAACUCCUGCGUCAGUUCAUGCAUCUGUCGAAACCGAGAGACGCAAACAGUUACCAAAAUACUUCAUACCUCGUUCAUUAGAACGACGAACUAGUAAAAAACAGACACAUCUUCUAGCGCUCCUCCCGCCUUUACACAUUAUGGCAGUCACCCAUGGGGAUAUAAUCGCUGGGUUGGUUGAAGUUUGCUGCCCCAAAUACUUGAGCCACGGUGAUGGUGUCUCGGUACCGUACUGCAGCAUUACCACUCUUACGCGACAUAAUAACUAUUAUCGUAUUCCCUCCUUAGAAGAGCGUCAAAAGAUGGAUAGUUCAGCUGUUGCGUCUGCCAACCGAGGCCGUGGAAACCAAAAAAAAUCUCAAGGUACUCUGUGCACGCAAAAUACGUUUCCGCGUGAAAAUUUUGUUUCACGUCAUGUUCAUGACGCCACAUUUUCGAGCUCUUUCGGUACACCUGUGGAUUGGCAAGUGGAAGAGUUUGGCUCUACUGACCUGCUUCACACUCGAAUUUUUAUCCGUUAUAGCUAA
Molecule: messenger RNA, 1431 nt
Organism: Phytomonas sp. Hart1
Lineage: Eukaryota; Euglenozoa; Kinetoplastea; Trypanosomatida; Trypanosomatidae
Source: the annotation of a GenBank genome assembly